AUGUCCGACGACGGCUAUUCAGAUACAUACUCGGACGACUUCGCCCAAUACGACGACUAUUACGAGGAUGACGACCUGGUACCGCCUCCCCCGCCCCCGGCAGGGUCAAGGCUAACUAACAUUUAACUAAAACAAGGCAGCCCUAGUAGACGCCAUGGCCGAAACCGCCUUCGCCCAGGGCGACCCUAUAUGGGACGAGUUCGACGUUGAUUACGACACCACGGAGUACCAUUCCGAUUGGGAAGAGUAUUAUUCCGAUGGAGAAUUUUAUGAGGAGGAGGUUGUUGUUCCGAGCAUGGCUGGUGGUGGCGGGAAGGCUGGUGGGGUGGGCGGGAAGAAGAAUGAGGUUGCGGGAGCUGGUGUAGUGGAGAGAGGAAGGGGAGGGGGGAGGAGAAUGCCCCCGAGGAAAAGGAGGAAGAUUGAAGAGAAGGGGGUUGGGAUUGUCGGGGUUAGUGUUGGGGCCACAUUGGCGGGGGCGGGAGAGGAUGAAACGGAGGAUGGGGGGAGGGGGAAGGAGGGAACCACGGGAGCAAGUCCUAUCACUACCACCGGGGGUAGGGGAAAUGCUACAGUCAUCGUACCCGUGGUCAAGGAAGAAAAGAGGAACGGCACAGUCAUCAUCGAGGGGGAGAGGGGUAGUCCCGCAAAGGCCGAGCGAGGUGCGGAAGUGCCAAAGCUCGAUACUAGAAAGCGGAAACCCUCCACCGAGGGGAAUGAGACUCUUUCAACCGACUGA
This is a messenger RNA of Tuber aestivum (summer truffle), 736 nucleotides long. Lineage: Eukaryota; Fungi; Ascomycota; Pezizomycetes; Pezizales; Tuberaceae. The record is from the annotation of a GenBank genome assembly.